This is a messenger RNA of Eurypyga helias (sunbittern), 468 nucleotides long. RefSeq names its product lymphocyte antigen 96 (gene LY96). Gene Ontology annotation, biological process: detection of lipopolysaccharide; innate immune response; toll-like receptor 4 signaling pathway. The record is from RefSeq and is a predicted model, not a curated record. Bases 1 to 468 code for a protein of 155 amino acids. Gene Ontology annotation, molecular function: Toll-like receptor 4 binding; lipopolysaccharide immune receptor activity; lipopolysaccharide binding. The transcript has 5 exons. NCBI's taxonomy places the organism in Eukaryota, Metazoa, Chordata, Aves, Eurypygiformes, Eurypygidae. Gene Ontology annotation, cellular component: lipopolysaccharide receptor complex.
AUGUUUGGACUUUUUUUUCUUAUUUUAUUCACCCCUGGAGUCAGUGAAUUCCUUUGUACGUCAUCAGAUCUAGACAUAUCAUAUGCUUUUUGUGAUUCUACAGCUCAUGCUUUCAUGUUUAAUCUGACACCUUGCAGCCUCAUGAACAAAUCCGUCUGGAAGGCUGCUCUUACCUGGAUUCCAAGAAGUGACAUCACCUUUUUGAAGAUCGUCUUCAAUGUCUGGUACAAUGGCGACAAAGCAUUGCACUGGCAAGAAAUCCUUUGCAGCGGAGCCGACGAUGAAUACUCAGUGUGCGGAAUGCUGAAAGGAGAAACAAUUGCAACAGAUUUUAACAUUAAAGGUUCAAGAAUAAAGUUUCCAAAGGGCAAUUAUAAUGUUAUUUUACAAGGAUUCUCUGAUGAUUCUGAGAAUAAUGUCAUCGUGUGCUUGAAUUUCACCAUGAUAGUAAAACAAGAUGGUUUUUGA